ACCGGAAGCUGGAGGCCGCCGGCGCGCGGAAGAAGAAACAGGAUCUCCUCCUUCUGCAGUCUCAGAGAUUAUAGAAUGGCUUCCACAGUUGACAUCCUUCAGAAUUAUUAUAACCUGUUUGCUCAUCGAUACACUUCUGAAGACGAGGAGUAUCAGAAAUAUGUCCAACGCCCUACAGACCCACCUCCCAUCGUUGAAGACUGGGCAAACAGAGAACCCACCGUGCCUUCUGUAUCUGAGAUACUUCAGAAUUAUGAAAAGAUGUUUGCAAAUCGAUUUUCUUCAGACGAUGAAGAAUAUCAGAAAUACGUCCAACGUACUACAGAUCUACCUCCCCUAGUAGAGGACUGGAGACAUAGAUCAGGUGGCAACCAGCGACACAGAGACAGAUUCAGAGACAGCAGACAAUUCAGAAGCAGAGGGGACAGAUACGACCGGCAAGGAGGCUAUAGAUACGGUCAAUGGCAAGAGAGAAGCUGGGGAAACCACUACCAGCAGGACAGACAAGGACAGUCUUCCUACUCCUAUCAUGGGCGGCCGUCCCACUAUGGCUAUAGUUCUUAUUCCCAGGGGUCACAGUAUGGCCAUUACUAGUAUUGUCUCCAUCCUGCCAGACAUUGCUUUAUUCUGUUUUACAUUUUUUUAAGGAAAAGUGGUGGUGUUGGUGCUUUAAAACAAAUCUUGUUGAUGUGUUUUGGCAGUACUCAUUUAACACAGGAACCAGAGAUAGGCUUGGUGAAUGAGCCUUUUUGCCUUUGCAUGCCAUGCAGCUCUUUCCGUUCCUUUGUGUGAGCUGCAAUUAAAACAGUAAGUCUAACCAUAGUCACCCGAACUGGGGAAAUGCAGUUACCACCUUCAAGACAAGAGAAGACCUUAAACCGCAGUAUGAAGCUGGUAACCAUAGUUUCCUGGUUCAGUUGAAAUAGGAAGCAGUUGGUUAAUUAGGAAGUUUCUGGUUUAAUUGCGGCUUCAGUGAAAGACCUGAAUGCGUGGGAAAAACCUUAUUCACAUGUCCGCUUAUUAAGUCAAGAUACCAUCAUCCCAAUAUGGCCACUGUGAAACUGAUGUACAAAUGCUAAAGGGUGAACUUGUUACCUUGCAUUCCCUUUCCCCUUCAACGUAUUGCCUGUACAAAUAUGUAAUAAUUUGGGAGUAAGGAGGGAUUGGUUUGCAUCAGAAGAAUUUGGCAGCGGCCCUCAGCACAAAAGGGCUGUUCUUCCUGAAAUUCUGACUCAUACUAUUUCAUUGCGAAUGGGUAGAAAAAUGAUUAACAUUCGCAAUGCAUCAUGGUAGGGAAAUGUGCAAGUUGCAGGGAGUGGGGUUGGCUGUUGAUAAUAAGCAGGUUUAGCAGUUUUUCAUUUUGAUUACUCUGAAACUUUUUUUUUAGCCCCUUUAGCAUUGUUGGUUCAAUUUUCUUUUUAACUCACUAAUAACCGAUGAGCAAAGAUGUCAAAAUAAGCAGCAAAUGUAAAAGAUGCAGUACUUGGGUUUCCUUGAUUUUUAGGAACUCCCCCCACAAGAUUCAUCAUGAUUAAAUGGUGUCCUAUUGAAUAUGUUUUUCCGGCCAUUCAUCUGAUCAUUUCUCAUGUUAUAUUGACUGUUGUGAUUGUACAUUGCGGAAUAAAACCCAGUGGCUUAAUGAAAA
Molecule: messenger RNA, 1645 nt
Organism: Zootoca vivipara (common lizard)
Lineage: Eukaryota; Metazoa; Chordata; Lepidosauria; Squamata; Lacertidae
Gene: RAMAC
Product: RNA guanine-7 methyltransferase activating subunit
Biological process (GO): RNA 5'-cap (guanine-N7)-methylation
Cellular component (GO): mRNA capping enzyme complex
Molecular function (GO): RNA binding
Source: RefSeq, a predicted model, not a curated record